AUGGAAAAUUACAAUGAGACCUCUACUGAAUUCAUCUUCUUGGGCCUGUUCCCCUCAUCAAGCCUUGGCUUUUUCCUCUUCACUCUCACCAUCCCCACAUUCCUGAUGGCCCUGUCUGGUAACCUGAGCAUUGUCCUGCUCAUCCUCCUGGAUGCCCAGCUCCACACACCCAUGUACUUCCUGCUUAGUCAGCUCUCCCUCGUGGACCUCAUUUGCAUCUGCACCACUGUGCCCAAGAUGGCUUCUGCUUUCCUCUUUGGAAACAAGUCCAUCUCCUUCAUUGGGUGGGGGGUUCAGUGUUUCUUUUUUGCCAUGUUACCAGGUUCAGAAGGACCUAUUUUGAUGUCUAUGGCCUAUGACCAUUAUGUGGCUAUUUGCUUCCCUCUGGACCACCCCAUCCACAUGAACAGAAGAGUGUGUGUGCUAAUGAUCCUGAGAUCCUGGGGAAUGGAUGUUGUCAACUCCUGUGCUCACAUAGUCUACAUCCUCUGUAUCCCUUACUGCAAGUCCAGGGCCAUCAAUCAUUUCUUCUGUGAUAUCCCAGCCAUGGUGACUCUGGCCUGUGGGGAUACCUGGGUCUAUGAGUACCCUUUGUUCCUCAGCACUGUCAUCUUUCUCCUGUUCCCAUUCAUGGCCAUAGUGGGUUCCUAUGUGGGAAAUUGCUCCUUGCUGCCUACCCCAUAUGCUCAUAGGAAGGCAGGAAGAAGGCCUAUUCCACCUAUAGUGCUCACCUCACAGGGGUGA
This is a messenger RNA of Heterocephalus glaber (naked mole-rat), 744 nucleotides long. Its product is annotated as olfactory receptor 2L5-like. The record is from RefSeq and is a predicted model, not a curated record. Gene Ontology annotation, molecular function: olfactory receptor activity. Gene Ontology annotation, cellular component: membrane. NCBI's taxonomy places the organism in Eukaryota, Metazoa, Chordata, Mammalia, Rodentia, Bathyergidae. Gene Ontology annotation, biological process: G protein-coupled receptor signaling pathway.